Molecule: messenger RNA, 1890 nt
Organism: Sungouiella intermedia
Lineage: Eukaryota; Fungi; Ascomycota; Pichiomycetes; Serinales; Metschnikowiaceae
Source: the annotation of a GenBank genome assembly
AUGGAGUUUCUAACAGCAUUGGAGGCAAAUCCUGUGGAUAUUUUCAAACUUUCCAAGGACGAAGAUGCCGUGGACAAGUUCAACAAUGUAACCAAAGUGCUUUUGGAUAAGAUUGCAUCCGAUCAUUCUGUGUUAGACGAAAUUUACGUGGAGGGCUUGGAUGCGUCGCAGGUGUUUGGUCAGGCUCAGAUGGUUCUUCUGGGAGUUGGUGAGUCGUUGCUUUUCGAAAAAAUCCCUCAGCUCAGAGAGAAGUAUGGCAGUGGAGAACAAGACCAGGAUGAUGAUGCAGACGAAGAUGAAGAUGAAGACGAUGAUGAACAGCAACAGCAUGUUAAUGAGGAAAAAUCGUCUAGUGAGGAGGAAUUCUAUCUGAUGGAUGAGUAUGAAGAGAACCAGAACGACAUUGAACAGCCAGAGAUUGAAGACGAAGAGUCUGAAGAAGAGAAGGUUUCUGGAGAGGAAAACGUAUCUGGCGAAGAAGACGAAGAUGCAUCUGAUGCUGAGUCCGAGCAGACCAAGGUUCCUUCUGAUAAUGAAGAGGAAAUCGAGCCUAGGAAGGACGUUUUUGGCCUCAACGAUGGAUUUUUCGACAUUGACGAGUUCAACAAACAAAUCAUAGCUCUUGAAGACGAGAAUCUCGGAGAUGAUGACGAGGAAAUUGACUUCUUUGCUGAUUUGAGCGAGGAUGACACUGAAGGCGAAGAAAUGGAGUAUUACGACGAGUUCUUCGACAAACCAGGUGCCACCAAAAACAGCAAGCAGAAAACAAAAGAAGACACUAACCAAGAAAGCGAAGAUGAUUUUGACGGCGAGCUUGAAGACAAGGAAUACGACCAGGCUGUGGAUUCGGCUAUGCUCGAUCUUUUUGCAGACGAGGAAGAGGAAGAGGGCACCAAAGAUGACUCCAAGAUGUCCACAUUCGAGAAGCAGCAAAAGCAACUUCAAUCCGAAAUUGCUAACCUCGAGGCCGAGCUUGUGGCCGAGAAGAAGUGGACCAUGAAGGGUGAGGUUCGGUCCAAGGACCGUCCCGUGGACUCGCUUUUGGACGAUGAAGAGGCUCCAACCUUGGAAUUCGACCGUACUUCCAAGCCUGUACCAGUAAUUACUGAGGAGGUCACUGAAAGCAUCGAGGAUCUCAUCAAGCGCAGAGUUCGUAAUGACGAGUUUGAUGAUUUGCCCAAACGUCUUAUCACCGACGUAUCCAAGUUUGUUCAGAGACAAAAAACAGAGGUAUCGGACCAGAAGAGCAGCAAGUCUUUGGCAGAAAUUUACGAGGACGAGUACCAUGGUGUUGAUCCAGACCAGAAAAUCUCCGAUGAAGUUCAACAGGCACAUGACGAGAUCUCCGACCUUUUUACGUCGCUUAAUUACAAACUCGACCUGUUAUGUCUGGCACACUAUGUUCCAAAGCCACAUGAGUUCAAGACCAUUGAUAUCAAGGUCACGGACGCUGCUGCCUCCAUUUCCAUGGAGGAUGCUCAACCAUUGCAUAUUUCAGAUGAAGCCAAGCUUGCUCCUCAAGAGGUGUAUAAGAUCGGAGAUGAUAAAGUGAAGGCUGAUGGAGCCCGUGGAGUGUCACAAGUGCUGUUGAAAUCGGGAUUGGCAUACUCCAAGGACGAAUUGAGCCGAGAUGACAAGCAGAGAUUGAGAAGGGCCAAAAAGAGAGCCAAGUCAAAGCAUUUCAAUGAGUUGAAGGAGUCCAGAGAGCAGAAAGAGAAACAGACACCUCAGGGAGGCGAGAGAAAGCGUCAAAAGGUUGGCGAGGUGAUCGACACUUUGUCCAAGGCCAAGAAUGUUACUGUUAUUGAUAAGAAGGGACAAUUAAGAGAUGCUCUGGGUAAGUUGAAGAAGGCUGAGGGUGUACAGACGGGCAGUCUGUUCCGGUUGUAA